AGUAGCGACGUUAGAAACAAGCAGCUCGCUUUUUCAAGGGACUAACUGGACAGAAAACACCACUUGUGAUGUAAGGCCGCUGUUCCACACGCUGAGGAAAGAUAUGCCUUAAUGUAUUUCAUACGUGAGGCCAGCAUUAGGGAGACGAGUUCUCUUCCGUACGUCAUCCAGAUGAGGCAUGCUAGAAGUAUGCAGCCCAUGUACAGAAGAAAUGCUGGAGUCUGGCACCAAACAAGAAGUCUCCUCUACAAGAAUCUGCUCAUCAAAUGGAGGACCAAGCAACAGAGUCUCCAGGAGCUGAUCCUACCUCUGCUCCUGUUGGGUCUCCUGAUUCUCAUCAGCACCCUCAAUCCUCACGUCUAUUAUGGAGGCAUCAGCACCAUGGAGCUGGAGCGUGACGACCACUUCUUCAAGGGCCUGGGCUACACGCCCAUCACCAACAUCACCAACCACAUCAUGGAGGAGGUGGCCCAGGAGAUGCACCUGCAGGAUCGCCUGGAGAUGUUUGCCAGUGAGGAGGACCUGGAGAACGCCAGCCUGUACGAGCCCUCCAGCUACGUCGGUGUUGUGUUCAUGGACAGCUUGGCCACGUCUUACAGGCUGCGCUUCCCGUACAACCAGCUGCCCUUACCCAGCGACUACACAGAAUCCAUCGCCAACUGUUUCACCAGCUCGGUGAACUGCAGAGCAGCUAAUUACUGGUACUCUGGCUUCAUCCGCCUCCAGUCUCUGAUCGAUGCAGCCAUCAUUCAGAUGCAGACGAAGCGCUCAGUGUGGAGCGAGAUGGACCUGAAGGUCGUCAUGAUGGGUCAGCCAGGCUCCGUGGAGGUGCAGAAAUUCCCCCACGCCCUCAUCUCAAUCUACCUGGUCCUGGCCUUCACACCCUUCGUCACCUUCCUCAUCGUCAACGUGGCAGCUGAGAAGGAGCAUCGCCUCAAAGACACCAUGACCAUGAUGGGGCUGUAUGACACCGCUUUCUGGUUGUCGUGGGGCCUCCUGUACGCCGCUCUGGUGACCACCAUGUCCAUCCUGAUGUCCAUCAUCGCCACGUAUACGGCCCUGUUCCCUAACAGCGACUUCUUCGUUAUCUUCUUCCUCAUCUUCCUCUAUGGAAUAUCAUCAAUCUUUUUCUCCUUCAUGCUGACUCCGUUAUUCAAGAAGCCAAAGUUUGCCAGCACUGUGGGCUCCAUGCUGACAGUGGUGUUUGGCUGCCUGUCACUGUUCACCGUGCUGAUGAAGGACUUCCCUCAGCCACUCGUCUGGCUUCUCUGCCUGCUCUCCCCCAGCGCCUUCUCCAUCGGGAUAGCUCAGGUGGUUUACCUGGAGGCUCAGGGAGACGGGGCUGUGUUUUCCUCCCUGGCCAACGGCCCUCAUCCUCUUUACGUUCCCCUGCUCAUGCUGGUGUUGGACUGCAUCCUCUACCUUCUGUUGGCCAUUUACCUGGACCAGGUACUGCCUGGGGAGUUUGGGAUGAGGAGGUCCUUGGUGUACUUCCUGAAGCCGUCCUAUUGGUCCAAACGCAGAAAGCGCUACGUUGAAGUGAGCUCAGUGUACGACACGGAGGUGAAAGGCGCUCCUGGUGGGGACGAGUGUGUCGAGCCGGUUUCACCUGAGUUCAGAGGGAAAGAAGCCAUCCGCAUCAAUAACAUCCAGAAAGUGUACAAGGAGAAGGACAACGUGGUGGAGGCUCUGAGAGGUUUGACGUUCGACAUCUACGAGGGUCAGAUCACGGCUCUGCUGGGACACAGUGGGGCAGGAAAGUCCACUCUCAUGAACAUCCUGUGCGGCAUCUGCCCGCCCACCAACGGCUCGGCCACCAUCUACGGCUCCCCCGUGGCAGAGAUCGCAGACGGGUCAGAGAUGAAGCAGCUGGUGGGGAUUUGCCCUCAGUUCAACAUCAUCUUUGACGUGCUCACUGUGGAGGAGCACCUCAGGAUAUUUGCUGCCAUCAAAGGGAUCCCGCCGUCAGACAUCGACGCUGAGGUUACCAAAGUGCUGAAGGAUCUGGACCUGGAGAAGAUCAUGACUGCUCAGGCAAAGAAUCUGAGUGGAGGCCAAAAGAGGAAGCUCUCCGUGGGCAUCGCCAUUCUCGGAGAUCCUAAGAUCCUGCUCCUGGACGAGCCCACAGCAGGCAUGGACCCCUGCUCCAGACACCAGGUGUGGUCACUGCUGAAGAGCCGCAGAGCCGGCAGGGUCACCGUCCUCAGCACGCACUACAUGGAUGAGGCUGACAUUCUAGCUGAUCGUAAAGCUGUGAUCUCUCAAGGACAGCUCAAAUGUGUUGGCUCCUCUCUGUAUCUCAAGGUUAAGUGUGGCGUUGGAUAUCAUCUCAGGAUGUCUAUCAAUGAGAGAUGUGAAGCCGAAAAAAUCACCUCACUGGUCAAGCAACACGUUUCCAAAGCAAAGCUGUCUCGACAACACGAGGCAGAGUUAACAUUCACUCUGCCUUUUGAGAGCAUGGACACGUUUCCAGGCCUGUUCUCAGAGCUCGACCAUCAACCCAAUCUGGGAGUUAUCAACUAUGGGGUUUCCAUGACAACACUGGAGGAUGUAUUCCUUCGUUUGGAGGCGGAGGCUGAAGUGGACCAGGCUGACUACAGUGUGUUUAAUCGGGAGCAGGCGGAGGACGAAUGUGACAACGCCUCUCUGGACGAUACUGACCAGCGGCUGCUAACGUUCUCAGACAGCAAGUCAGACAUCGUGUCGGGUCACGCUCUGUGGCGGCAGCAGUUCAGCACCGUGGCCUGGCUGCACAUGCUCAACAUGCGCAGGGAGAGGAAGGCCUUCGUCUACACCCUGGCCUUGUUCCUGGUGUUUGUGGCCGCGGUGCUCGUCCUGUCUCUGGCCACAGGAAACAUCCAGAUUCACUCCCCAGACCGUCAGUUUCUGCCCAUUUACCUUCUCAAAAGGAACCAGUCGCCGCGGAGAUACGCCACCAGCCUCCUGGUUCAGAACUCCUCAGGCUCUGAUAUUUCUGACUUCGUCCACAACCUGGAGUCUCAGGACAUCAAAGUGGACAUGAUGAAACACAGCGACUACAUGGCCGCGGCUCCUCACAGCGCCGCCAUCAACGUUACAGGAUCCAGCAAGGGUUUCAGAUACAGUGUUGCGUUCAACAGCACCACAGUUCACUCCUUGCCUAUGGCGGUCAAUAUACUGAGCAACGCUCUUCUGAGGGGUCUGAAUGGCAGCGGACAGAUCAGAACGUGGACCAAACCAUUUGAUUAUCAAAUCCCAGAUGCCACGUCCUACGCUCUGGUGUACAUAGAGGCCAUCAUACUGGGAAUGCUGGCAGCUGGAAUGCCUGCAUAUUUUGCAAUGGACCACACUCGAGACAGAGAGAUCAAGUGUCGCUCAACACUGCGUAUCUCCGGUCUGGUGCCGUCGGCCUACUGGUGUGGCCAGGCAGCCGUGGACAUCCCCUUCUACUACCUCAUCCUCUCCUGCAUGACCAUCAUCCUCUUCUCCUUCCACACUGGAAACCUGCUCACCUCCAGCAACCUCACCGCUGUGGUCCUGUGUAUCGUCGGCUUUGGUCCAGCCAUGAUCCUCUUCACCUACGUGUUUUCUUUUGGCUUCGCUCGAGUCCAAAGCAACAGGGAUUUCUUCUCUGUCAUCUCCAUGAUGGUGUGUGUGGUGUCAGCGUCACUGGUUCAGUUGUCAUUUGUGAAUGACAACCCUGGACUGACCAGAAACCUGCACAACAUCUUGUGUUUCUUCAACCCUCUGUACCCCCUCAUGGGCUGCCUCAACUGCAUCACCAAGGCGACCUUCCUCCCCUCUCUGUACGAGGAGAACUUCCUGUGGAAAAACCUGCUCAUUGCGGUCAUAGCUCCGUAUAUGCAGUGCAUCCUGCUGCUCUGCCUGCUGCGCUGGCUGGAGAUCCAUUACGGAGGCAAAACAGUGAAAAGCGAUCAGUUCUGCAGGAUCUCGUCCAAGUCGAAGCCCAAAGUGGAGAAAAACCCAGAAGAAGGGCUGAAUGAGGAUGAGGAUGUUCAGAUGGAGAAGGCCAGAGUGAAGGAGGCCCUCACCUGCCAGUCCUGUGAGGAGAAGCCGGCUGUGGUUGUGAGUAACCUGAGGAAACAGUACAAAGGCAGAAGAGAAGGAUUUUCUCUCAACAAGAGGAGGAAAGUGGCCACAAAGAACGUCUCUUUCUGUGUUCGCAAAGGUGAAGUUCUCGGACUGUUGGGCCCCAACGGAGCAGGAAAGAGCACCAUCAUGCACAUGUUGUCAGGUGACACUGACCCCACUGCAGGACAGGUGCUGAUGGGGGACUACAGCACAGAGUUUCGUCCGGUGGACAGUCCCGUGGAACAUGUGGGCUACUGUCCUCAGGUGAACCCUCUGUGGCCCAGGAUCACUCUGCAGGAGCACCUGGAGAUCUACGCCGCCAUCAAGGGCCUGAAAGGACAGGACGUACCAGGGAUCAUCAAACGUGUGGUGAACGCUCUGGAGCUGAAGGACCACCUGAACAAACAAGCCAAGACCCUGUCAGCGGGACUCAAGAGGAAGCUGUGCUUCGCCCUGAGUAUGAUCGGGAAUCCUCAGAUCGUCCUGCUGGAUGAGCCGUCAUCAGGGAUGGACCCCAAAUCCAAACAGCGCAUGUGGAGAGCCAUACGUGCUGCCUUCAAGAACCGCCAGCGGGGAGCCGUCCUCACCACACACUACAUGGAGGAGGCCGAAGCCGUGUGUGACCGCGUAGCCAUCAUGGUGUCCGGCCAGCUGAGGUGUAUCGGCUCCAUCCAACAUUUAAAAGGGAAGUACGGUCGAGGUUACAGUUUGGAGGUGAAACUCCGAGAGGAGCUGACGGGGCUCCAGCAGGUGGCGCUGCUGCACAAAGAGAUCCUCCGCAUCUUUCCUCACGCCGCCCGGCAGGAGAGCUUUGCUACUCUGAUGGUUUACAAGAUCCCCAUGGAGGACGUCAAGUCACUGGCCAAGUCUUUCUCUCAGUUAGAGAGUGCAAAACAAACGUUCAACUUUGAAGAGUACAACUUCUCCCAGUCGACCUUGGAGCAGGUCUUCAUGGAGUUUGCCAAGGAGCAGGAGAACGAGGAGGACGAGGUCGGCUCGCUCAGCACAACUUUCCAGUGGCAGCGUCUGCGGCAGGACGGCUCCGCCCCCGUCAACCACACAGACAGCAUCGUGCACCAGCUUUGAACUCCAGCCAAGAGGGAGCAGGCUGGUGACUGACCAGGACCGACCUGCCGGGCCUCAGCGCCUGACGGCUCACGCCAGCACUCGCCCCCGCUCCACGCAAACCGACGCCCACCGCCGUUAAGUGAAUGGGACAGAGCUGUGUGGGCGCUGGCACACACUGGCUCUGACUGAGUGUGUGUGUGUGUGUGUGUGUGUGUGUGUGUGUGUGUGUGUGUUUUUGAGUGUUUGGGCUCCGGGCUGUUAACGGCCUCCUUCUCCAGGUCUGAGGUGUGCAUGUGUGUGACCCUCGUCCACUGGUGCUCCGUGUUUUCUGAAUCGCGCUGACCGAGGGGGGCCGCGGUCUUUCUCGACACGCCGAUGUGACACCUACUCCUCUUUCUAAUGGUGUUUUUUAUCUUCACAGGGAGUCAGUCAAAGGAAAAUAUAUAUCUAUAAAUAAUAUAUAAUAUUUAUGCUUUGUAAUCAUGUGUUCUCCUCUGCUCGGAGGUGUUACAGUAAGUGUGUGUUUUCGUCUGUUGUGUUUGUGAAACCGUUUAUUUUUUUUUUUACCAGAACUGGGAUCCAUCCACAAUCGUACCAAAGCAGCACAUCUCUGAACCACACACCACCACACCUCCUCACUAACUGACACGUCUCUAUUUGUUGUUUGGUGUCAGUAGCAUGUGCACAGAUGGAUCAGUAUCGACGAGGGGAAGAUUGUGAGAACACAUGACCUUCACUGAGCCCUCGACUUAACAAGCCCCUCUCCUCAUGUUACACCAGCAUGCACACCUUAACGUCCACGCUCACAUUAAACGUCCUUCAGGACUGACUGUUGGUUAUCGAGGAGGCUGGGUAUAUUUAGACAUGGCAGACAGACGCGGAUGUUGGGAUGAGGGUUGUUGGGUCGCUGUGGCCUUUCUCUCUGCAGGUUUGAACCCAUAUGUGAACGUAGUGUAGAAUAUGCACUCCAGUACAUGUAGCACACUGCCCUCGUCAGACGUUAGCCGGGGCUGAUGACCUCAGCGGUGGAGAGGUGGAGCUCGAGGUUGCGUUCGCAUGCAGACGGGGCUUUUUGAAGCGGUUUGACGACGAAGAUUUUUUGAUGUUUGAAUGUACGUUUGGCUCCAGACGUCACCCUGUUUCACUUUGGUGCCACUUUGAAUCACGCAGCUGUUGUUUUAACUCUGUGUGUGAGCGAGUGUGUGUGUGUGUGUGUGUAUGUGUUGUAUAUCUGUACACGCAGGUGGGUUGUUGGUGCAACACUGAUUAAACCGAUAAAUUGUAAUUUUUCCAUGACGUUCAGAUGAGAGGAUGAAAGGGUUAAAGGGAAUUUAAGACACUUUGAGAAACGCUCGACAUGUUGGGUCGAGUUUUAUUUUGUCAGCGACCGUACAUCAGUGUGGGAGGAUGAGAUUAGUCCUGAAGAGCUAACUGAACAUCUGUCACUAUCACCGUUAGUCCACUGGGUCGGUUGGACACAAGGAGGUGGACAAAAUAACAGGAACAGCUGAUAAAAUAUGGAGAUGGAUUUGUUUCAGAGUUAUUUAGGUGAACAGAUCGACGGUCUGUGUGUUAAAGGGACAGUUCAGAUGUUUUGAAGUGUGGUUGUGUGAGGUGCUUCUCAGUCAGUGUGUUACCUACAGGAGAUGUCAGUUGACACGUCUCCAGUUUGGAGAAGCAGGCACAGAAUCUAAACAAUGCUCUCCUGUAGACAGUCGGCAACAUUUAUUUUAACCUCCUAAAAAAAAUCAAUAUCACCGUGUUACUGAGAGCAUUUUCACCACUUUGUCUUUCUGUCAGAAAGCUUGUUUUGAUGGGAAAGCUGUGAACAGUGUCAGUUGCCAUGUUUGCUCUCGUCAAAGCCACCAGACUCCAUUUAGAAAAACAGUAAUUUUAUCUCUCUGAACACAGGAGCUGCUGGUCGACUGCUGCCUCCAUCAGUUUGUGUUAUUGUGUGACUUUGGUGAAUCUGAAUUAACCCUUUAAAACACCAAAGUCACACAGUAACGCAAACUAACCAACCAACAGAGGCAGCAGUCGACCAGCAGCUCCUGUGUUCACAGACGUUAAAUCAGGUGAAUUAAGGUGAAGCAGUGAAAAUAUUCUGAAUAUAAUGAACACUUAAAGUGAUGUUUUACUUAAGUGGAACUUUUUUAAGUGUCUAAAGUACGUUUUGUUUCCGUGCACCUGCUGCUGCAUCUGUGUCCUGCUGUGGACAGCUGUCCACAGCAGGACAUUGUUUAGCUUCAGUGUCAGACUCUCCGACUGACACCUACUGUAGUAACACACUGAUUAUGCAGAAGUAUCUCAUACAACCCCACUUUAAAAAGUCUGAACUAUCCCUUUAAUGUGUAAUCUGUAAAUAUAAUACAAAAAUCUACAAAAACAAUUAAACAGAAAACACUAAAUUUAAAACAGAUCUGCAAAUACAGAUUCCACAAAUAAAAAAUAACUGAAUAAAUUUGAUUUAAAAAUAAAUGACAAACAUUUGUGAACAUUUAUCCAACAUUAAUAACUUUGAAACAGAUAUUUGUGAAUCUGAGUUGUGUGAUUGUGAAUUUGCAUUUUAGGUUCACUGAGACAUUUUUUAUGCCUCUGCGCUGGCGACAGCUGCGGCUGGAGACGCUGUGUUUUCAGCUUGUUUCCAUCCGUCCGUUCCAUUCUCAUGAAUGAGAGGGUCUUGAGGGGAUUUCUAUAAAUUUGGCACAAACGUUUCCUCAGACUCACCAAUGAGCUGAUUUGAUUUUGAUGGUCAGAAGUCACUGUGACCUUAAGUCUCAUUCUUGUGACCGCGAUAUCUGAACAACACCUUGAGGGAAUGUCUUAAAAUUUGGCACAAACGUCAACUUGGACUGAAGAA
Molecule: messenger RNA, 7999 nt
Organism: Epinephelus lanceolatus (giant grouper)
Lineage: Eukaryota; Metazoa; Chordata; Actinopteri; Perciformes; Serranidae
Gene: abca5
Product: ATP-binding cassette, sub-family A (ABC1), member 5
Biological process (GO): transmembrane transport; lipid transport
Cellular component (GO): intracellular membrane-bounded organelle; membrane
Molecular function (GO): ATP binding; lipid carrier activity; ATP hydrolysis activity
Source: RefSeq, a predicted model, not a curated record